AGUGGGUGUGACGUGGGAACCAAUAGGGUAUCGUGUACUGGAAGAACUCCUGCAAAUCGUCUAUUCUUUACUUUUCUUUGUCGAAUCACGUAGUGCAACAAUUCUACCCGGAAAUACAUACUACGACUCCAGUGUUCUGCUCGUACUAGAAGCGCUGCGCUGUACCUGCCACCAUGCCUUUAGACACUGUGCUGCUUCUUGAUACUUCGGGCUCGAUGGCUGGUCGAGGAAUGCGGGAGCUUCAGAGAGCUUGCAAGGUCUUUCUUGACGGUGUUCAAGAGACGGCAAGAGAAUCAAACUUAAAGGAGAACAUUGCAGUUGUGGAGUUUGGGGAAAAGGCAAGGGUUGUACAGAGUUUGACGAAUGAUUACAACAAGUGUCGUAGAGCUAUUGACUCUUUAAAACCAGGAGGUCGAACUCCAAUGUUUGAUGGUCUGAUGGAAUCAUUGAAGGAAAUUAUAACAAACGGUGGUGUUGUCAAAGUGUGUGGCCGACCACUCACCCCAAGAGUUAUACUAAUGACUGAUGGAUUGCCAACAGAUGAGAAGGGCGAGACUGAUGAGGCUCGUGUGAAAGUUAUUGCAGCAGCUAAAGCAUUCAGUCCAUCGGGAUGGCGUGAGUGUGGUUUGCCUCACCCAGUACCGAUUGCUUGUGUGGGAUGUGGUGACUGUGAUCCAUCACUGCUUGAUGCGAUUGCCAAAAUGACAAAAGGAAUGUUUGUCAUUGUUGAGAAUGUUGCUGAACUGAGCUCGUUUUUUAGGAAGCAGGUUUUGUUAAUCAGAUUUGCUGCCAAGUUUGCAUCAGAUCUUGAUCAGCUAAGAUCACGAAUGGCAUUGAUGGCUUUCUUCAGGGAGCUGGGAGAAGCUGUUGAAGAUGCUGAACUUGAUGGUUUGAUGCAGCUUCUUUUUGCGAUGCUUUGCUUGGAGGCCAUUGUUGAAGCUGGUGCGUCUGGAGGUGAUGAUCCGUUUAUUGAUGGACUGCCACCACAUGGUUCUCGUGUUCGACGAGGUCGAAACUGGAAAUGGGGUAGUCAGGGCAACAACAUGUGUGGAACAGUCAUUAAACAUGACAGAAGAGGAGUCGUUGAAGUGGAAUGGGACUCUGGGCAUGAAAAUCACUACAGAAUGGGAGCAGAAGGAUGUUAUGACUUGAAAAUUGUUGAUGAACCUCGAGUUGUGGCCAGUAUUGCUGAAGUGAAACCAGGAUGUAUGGUUGUAAGAGGCAGAGACUGGCAGUGGGGCACACAGGAUGGUGGACAAGGCCAAGUUGGUGUUGUAUAUCGUGUGGAGCGUAGUAGCAAGUCUGUCAGAGUUCGAUGGCCAGGUGGAACUAGAGGACAUUACAGGAAUGGAAAGGAUGGAAAAUAUGACUUGCAGUUGGCAAAUCAGUCUAUGUCUCAUACACGAAUAUCAGCUGUCAUAAAGACUGCAAGUUUUAACAUCAUGCCAUCUUUAUCUCCUCCUAAAGCACCAGUUAGUGGAUCGUCUCCACGUAAACCACCAGUGGAAGAUCAAGGAAAGUAUUGCUGGCAGUGGCAGGACAAUCAGGGCCAGUGGCGUACGUAUACAGAAGAUAACCUGAAGAAAUUGGAAGAGAUAUAUGGUCAAAAUCCAAAUGCUGUUUGCAAAAUGGUUAAUGGCAAAUUCGAAUAUAAAAUCAACUUUGAGUCAAUGAGGCAAGUAAACACUUCAACAAAUGCUUCACGACCUAUACGAAGGACACGUAUGUCUCAAGAUGAUUAUGAUCUCGCAUUGGCUAUUGAGAGGUCAUUGCAGAUUUUAUAAAUAGUCAGGGAAGUCUCAAUUGACUCUUUUUGAGCUGUAUGUUUCUUAUCCAAGGUGUAUUGUAAUGUAUUUCUAGCAACAGUUGGUUCGUUUAUGGUCUUCCUAUUUAGGACAUACAACAUAGCUCGUUUGUAGCGUUUUAGUAAUAUGGUAGACCAGUUUGAGUACAGUAGCAUAGCA
Molecule: messenger RNA, 1964 nt
Organism: Corticium candelabrum
Lineage: Eukaryota; Metazoa; Porifera; Homoscleromorpha; Homosclerophorida; Plakinidae
Exons: 18
Coding region: 174-1784 (536 amino acids)
Biological process (GO): protein ubiquitination
Cellular component (GO): cytoplasm
Molecular function (GO): ubiquitin-protein transferase activity; zinc ion binding
Source: RefSeq, a predicted model, not a curated record